Exophiala bonariae is the source of this 804-nucleotide messenger RNA. RefSeq lists its product as uncharacterized. The transcript has 2 exons. Gene Ontology annotation, biological process: cardiolipin biosynthetic process. NCBI's taxonomy places the organism in Eukaryota, Fungi, Ascomycota, Eurotiomycetes, Chaetothyriales, Herpotrichiellaceae. Bases 1 to 804 code for a protein of 267 amino acids. Gene Ontology annotation, molecular function: cardiolipin synthase (CMP-forming) activity. Gene Ontology annotation, cellular component: mitochondrion; membrane. The record is from RefSeq and is a predicted model, not a curated record.
AUGACCAGGGCUAGCACCAGACAUAGCCUCAGAUAUGCCUCGACGGAAUCGAAACCCGAGUUGGCAGAGGGAGUAGAGGAGAAAAGCACAACGACGUCCAAGAUCCUACAAAAACUCCCCAAGCUGCCCAGUCCGACCAGACACGAAAACAUCUACACACUGCCCAACUUCCUCACCUUCACACGGCUCCUGGCCGCCCCAGCGGUAGGAUACUGCAUCCUGCACUCACAGCCGGUGGCGGCGAUCGCACUGUUCUUCUACGCGGGGGUGACGGACGCGGUCGACGGGUAUCUGGCGCGGAAGUACCACUCGGAGACGGUGGUCGGGACGGUGAUCGACCCGAUGGCGGACAAAGCGCUGAUGACCAUCACGGUGGUGUGCCUGACGAUCGAAUCGAUCCUGCCACUGUGGCUGAGCGUGGUGAUCCUCGGGCGCGACGUCGCCCUCGCCAUCUCCGCCAUCUACUUCCGCUGGAUCAGCCUGCCGCCCCCCAAGACUUUCGCCCGCUACUGGGACUUCAGCCUGCCGAGCGCCGAGGUGCGUCCCACGGAGAUCAGUAAGAUCAACACGCUGCUGCAGCUGUUGCUCGUCGGGAAUGCCAUGUUGUUGCCCGUGUUGCCGGAGGCGUUGGUUGUCGCGGGGAACUUAACCGGGGUGUUUGAGGGCUGGUGUUAUUUGGUCGCCGGCACGACGCUGUGGAGCGGUUUGAGUUAUGUGGGGAAUCGGGAUGCCGUCAAGAUCUUGAGCCGUGAGGAGGGUGAGGAGAGGAAGCGGAAGUUGGUGGAAGGCGCGGCCAAAGGCUGA